GAAACUUGCUGCGAUGUUAUAGUACUUGGGCAGUGAUUAGUCGCUGACCGCUGAGGGUUAACAGAUCUCUGCUGCCUGAAGUGAUCAGCAGUGUUUAAUUCGUCUGAUGGUUUUCGAGUCGUCGUCUCGCUACUGCUGACUGAGGAAAAAUUCACUGGGACGGAUGAUGAUUGUGGUGGGAGACUGUGCGUUGGUACGGAUACUGUAACCGCUCUGCCUACUGCAAGACUUCGCCCCCUUGUCUCUGCUAGUGGAGACAAACCGUCGGUAGAACCAUUCUGGCAUGACUGAGUGUAUGACGUAUUGUUAUGAUUCUGUAUAACCUCACUAUUAUGCUGGGUUUGUAGAAGUGAUAUUAUACGGUUCAAACUUUUGUUUGAUUGUUGCAGUUCCCCAAUAAGUCUGUUCUGCAUUUUAACUUCACAUCUAGCUACCCUUAGGUCACCAUACUUAUUUAAACAAGAAAUAUUACGGCAUACCUCUUGUUCCGUCGAUAUGGAGUCGUGGAAAAUUUCGUCAUCUUGUUGCUCUUUCUCCAAAAAUUUCACUACUUCAUCACUCAUUGUUGAAAUCACAUUUUCAGGCCCAUAAUGCCUUGGUAGAAGUGUUACUGCAAAACAACAGGCUCGACCAUGUCAGCCGCGUUAUGGGAUACCACCCAUCCUACUUGGACCAAUUUAUAAAAAUUCAAAAUUUUAUUUUGAGAGGGGACGGACCAUUGCCAUUCGUCUAUAGGCACUAUAUUGCAAUUAUGGCGGCAGGGAGACAUAAGUGUAGUUAUUUAAUAAAUUUGCAAAAGCAAGAAUUCCUUCUUCAGGGAGGCAAUCCGGACUGGCUCAAUGGACUGGACCAUUUACCUAAGAAACUAAGAAAUCUAUAUGAAAUCAAUAAAUUGUUAGCACAUAGACCAUGGCUAUUAAAAACAUCUCAUUUAGAGGAACUGACGAGAGGAAAUCAAAACUGGUCGCUGGCAGAGGUGGUUCAUGCCAUAGUAAUUUUAACACAUUUCCAUUCGCUGUGUAGUUUUGUCUUCUCAUGUGGCGUGAACCAAGAACUGAACCAAAUAGACGAUAACACGACAGAUUUAGGAGAAACAACCAAUUUUACUGAUGAAACUAGUGAAUCGAAACAAGUUGACCCAAACGAGGGUGGACCUCCUUCGCCAACGGAACCCGAAGUUGCCAUAACGACUUUAGUACAACGUAUGAAGACUCUAUCUGAACAGACUGAAGAAUGCACACCAGUAGAAUUAGCGAAACGAUUUGAAAAUAUCGAAACCCAAUCUGCAGAAAUAGCUGUUGUUGGUAGUGAGCCCCAGGAAACGCCAGCUGACAUCGGUUGUUUCGUAGACGAUUCAACCUUUAUAUAUCAAGAUUUUGCUAAGAGAAGUGAUCCUCAUAGUACACCAAUAUUUAGAGUACAAGACUACUCGUGGGAUGACCAUGGAUACUCGUUAGUUAACAGAUAUUACAACGACGUGGGUAACCUCCUAGAUGACAAAUUCAGAACAGCUUACCAUUUGACAUACUACACCAUGGGUGGACGAACAGAGAUCGACACGUCUCGAUUCCGACGUGCAAUAUGGAAUUACAUCCAAUCGCUGUUUGGCAUCAGGCACGAUGACUAUGACUACGCAGAAGUUAAUGCUCUUUUAGAAAGAGCUUUGAAGGCGUUUAUUAAGAGUGCUGCUUGUUAUCCAGAAAGGGUGACUAAGAAAGAGUAUGACAAAGUUAUGAGAGAAUUCAAGCACAGUGAGAAGGUUUGUUAUGUUAUGAUUGCGAAGUUUAACGCAGGUCCAUGGGUUGACGUUUGAUGACUCUUCACUAAGCCAAGAACAUAGCACAAACUAACUUUUGGAAGCUGCAAUUUUGAUCACAACAAAGUUCACGUCAAUCUUAUGAUUCUAGAAUCAAGAAUGCAGGCGGAAUUAAUGUAUGCAUUACGAACGAUCAAUAAAUAUGUCAUGACGCAUUAAUACUAUAUAACCACUUAUAAAAACAAUCGUUUUUACCGUAUGUUUUAUUAUUUUACAAAAGGUCUAUCAAACAUGCACUUCUUGCUUUAUACGUAAAAUUGUCAAGGUAAAAUAGCCAUUUAUGUACACUGUAGCCACAAACAAACUGAAUUUGAUGUUAUUUUAUAUUUUUUACGUUGUUUUGGUGAUUUAAGGGUGUAUUCCAUAUUAUUUUGCUCAUUCUACAUAUUUUAAAUCUUUUCUUUACUGAUAACAUGUACGACAAAAAUAUUUUAAAUCUUGUGUGGCUUAACAUUUGAUUCUUAUCAAAAUCUCCUCUAAUUUUUCAUGAUUUGGGAUGUUUGUCUUCAAAUUAAAAAGAUGAUAUGCUUAAAAUUAUUUUGUUAAAUACAAAUAAUUUUGACUUUUAUACAUAAAGAACCCAUCGUAGGUAUUCUUAACUCAACAGAAUAACCUCAAGAACCAAAGAGAAAAUGUGAAGCUGUCUUAAGUAUUAUCCACAAUGCGUCUUCAAUCUACAAGAUCGAAAGAGAAUAAUUGAGGUCCUGUACUUAACGUGUACCAGCCAUAUAGGUAAACGUAUGUUAGAGCGAGACGCACUCAUGUUUCUGAAACUUGUACACCAUCCUGUGCGGCGAAGGUUACAUACUACGUCUCCCACCCAGCAUCGUUACCAUAUGUUAGUGUACUCCUUGAGCUGUACGAUUAUUGACAUUAUUUGUUGAAAUAAAUUGAAUGUUUUUUUCCAAGCCAAAUGUGAGAAACUGUGAUUGUACAUAUUUUUGGCGAUUAUGAUGUUUGUACUGCUGUUUUCAAAGAUUGAUGCAAAAAAGCAAUAAUAAGAUUAUCAAACUUAUAUGUAUUGAGUUUAGUCAUUCUUUGGAUGUACUAGUACACAUUUGUAUUAUGAUGAUGAAUUAUGAUAUGAAUUUCAAAAUAAUACGGCAUACAUCCUGUUACCUGUAUAUUCAGACCUUUUUUACAUCUGUUGUAUAACUCAUGUGCAAAACAGUCUCUAUAAGCAAGCAAGGUAUGAAAUUAACAGACAUUUUCGAGACUCAUUUUUCUGAUGUUGAUAUCAUAAAUCUAAUCUCAAUAAGUGUACAUUUAAAAUUGUUUUAUUUAUGGUUUUGAUAGGUAGGAAAACACGCGGAGUUUAUCAUAUUUAGAAGCUUUAGUAAACUAUCUGUAGGUUUUUGUUUUUUUAAUCUUCGUUUAGGUAUCACUCGUUCUUAAGCUCAAUAUACACAUAGUGAAUCGCUUACAGAACAUGCUCUAAAAUAACCUGUUUUUGUACGAAAUUUUGCUUAGCUUCGACUUAUGCGUCGCUUCCACUUAAGAAACAUACUUGACACUUGGCUCUGCAAAAAAGUUGUACUCUCACAUACAAUACGGUACCGUACAUCCAUGGUUCUCUGCCGAUCCUCGUAAUGACUAGGACUCGCAACCGGGCAUUCCCAAAUACUCGAGUUGGUCCAUUAUGAAUAUGAGGCACAUCUGAGCACUGUUCCAUUAUUUUAAAAUCAGAUAUAUGUCUUAAUUGUUUUAUAUUUUGCUUUAAUAUUGUUAAGUUGCACAUUUUUUAUUUCUUCUUUAAACAUUGUCUGAAGUCAAUCUCAAGCUCAAGCUGAGUUUAAAAAUGUUAGGGUAAACAUAUUCCCUAUAUUAAUUUUACUUAAUUACAUUAUUCAAAAUAUUGCCAUUAAGUGCUAGUAAAGUCUUAUCAGAUUGGAGGAACAAAAUGAAAGCGUUAAGCAUAAGUACCGAUAUUAUAGCGAGAAACUUAUUAGCGGUGACCAUCUUGUAAGGAGAAAUGAUUCAAUGCCUAGUGAUUAUUAAGUAUGAAUGAAUUUGAUCUCAGUAUAUGUAAUUCUUGGAUUACGAUGGUAGGCAAAACUUCACGAUUGCCACCACAACACUAAGGGUAACCCAAGAAGCACUGUACUAAAAAGUACUUCGAGUACCUUGAUUCGAUGUUACCGAUCACUAAUGUUGUCUUAAAUGUUGAAUGAAAGUAGCGCGUGUUACCUUUCAUGUAUGAUUAGUUGUUAAUAGGGAACGCUAAUAAUGACAAAAUCCCAUGCGAUUACUCAAUAAAGUUUACGUCAGCCUUUUUAUAGAAAAACAUUUGAAUCUAUGCAUUUAAAUGUCAAUGUGCCGGUUGUAGUAACAAAUGGAGUCUAAAAGUUCAAAUCGUCCAAAAGAUAUUAAUCGUCUAAGAAGAUAAUACCACUGCAACAUAGAUUAUUAUAUUAAUUAUACGAUGUGUUGUCAUUAAACCUACCUAUUUAAGUGCAUAGUGAAUCUGCUCGACAUUCACUAGUGUCAUACAACUACUUUCAGCAAGUACUGAUACAAAUUAAUUUAACUCUUAGUAGACCUGUAUUCAUAUCCGUUGAUUCAUUUGCUUCUAUUCCAUAGCUUUCAUAAUUACGUUAUGCAAAACAAUGCACUCAUAGCGGCUGCGUAGCUAGGAAGUACGGAUCAAUACGAAGUGCGCUUUUGCCAAUGAUCAACUGCUAUUUGUUACCGCGUUUUAGUACAGUAUAAUGCAACAAUGUCUGAAGAUUGUUGAGCACUCAUGGGGCCGCAUACAGGAUGUUCAAAAAGUUACCGACACCCCACCUGCCUUAAGAAUUAGGAAGUUUCCUAAGUUGGGUGCCGUAGCCGACCGUCCUCCUGCGUCGAAGUUCGGUCGGAAUUCACGCGACCGGACGACGCGACGGCCGUUGCAUAUCGUAUUCAUCCUCAUCGCUCAAGCUGACCAUUCACAAUAUAUUAUUUGUAUCUUGGCAGGUAUUAACAUUUAUAAUUAGCCCUCACGCGGGAUCGACACCACAGUGCAUGGAUUCAAAAGUCCUAAAAUAUUCACUAAAUAAAAAAAACAUACUUCGCUGAUAAGGAUUAUGAUACCCAUUUGUGAAAGACCAAAAUGGCGAUUUCAUAAGUGUAGAGGUAUUUCAAAACGUCGUGAGCCAUGACCGUUAGACGACAUGCGCGAUUUAAUAUCUGUGGAGAAGCGGGAGAAGUAGACGCGUCACAAUACAAGCAUUGCUAAAAACAUAACUGAUACUAGGUCUGCUAUAGGUCAGUCAAAUUAUUUCGGCAAUUUUUGUCACACUCCUAUUUAUUAAAUAAGUUGGUGUAGUGAUACAACAUAAAUUAAUUACAGAACGCCUAUACUUUAACGGAACAUUGAGAAUGAUAUUCGUUUAAUUUGAUUCCCUCACAAAACAUUAUUUCCCUACUAUUUAAGUGUUCAAUGACGUGCUUAGAGCUAAUAUAACUAGUUUAUAAUUGUUCCUCAUUAUAUGUGUUUCGCCGUCGUCGCGUCGGUGGCGUGGUACGGAAUCAUUAGCGUAGGUAGCUGGUACCUGACAAAUCAAUUAUGGAAGAAGUAAGACUGGGUUAUUCAGUAUGGGAAGGUGGUAAUCACCACUUUUCAAACCUGAUUUGAAGAGCAGUGAAAAACAUAUACAAUCUAGCAGCCCUAACUAUAAACAACCUUGUGCUGGUUCUUAUCCCUUUUAAGAAAAAAUAUUAUUAUAGAUCUGUGUAAAAUUAUCAUAUUGAAGUUCAUGUUUCUCUGAAAAGGUUCGCAAAUAAAAUGUAAAUAGAAGCGUGUGGUAAUAUGUUCCAAUCGAUCUAGGAGCAACAUUUGAUUAACAUACUUAAACACAUAAACGUUACAUCCCAGAUUAUCAAAGCUUAUGCAAGAAAAAGAACAAUACCAACUUCAAUACUAACGUUUCAUACAAUAAGUCAUCUACAAUCUCCGAAACUUUUACACAUAUUCAGUAUAGAAACAAUCUUCACAACCCUGGUCUACCAUAAAGGAAAUCCAACAUACAAAAUCGUAAUCUACACGCGCACGCCAAUGAGUACUGAUAAUUCUCUCUUGGCUGUUCAAAGCCGAGUGCCAGUGUGCCAGACAGUCUGCCUCGAAAAAGUAUUUAUUUGUGAUUAGGGUAAUAUUCUUCCCACCGCUCUAAUAUACAGGGUGACUUCGAAGUUGAGUCAUUUAUUUUAACAGUGAAUAGAUCUGAUCAAAAGAAAUGUUUUUUUCCUUUACCAUUUUUCUGGUAAAAUUAAAGUAACAAAGUUAUAGCCCUUUGGAAGUUUGAGU
Molecule: messenger RNA, 6101 nt
Organism: Acanthoscelides obtectus
Lineage: Eukaryota; Metazoa; Arthropoda; Insecta; Coleoptera; Chrysomelidae
Source: the annotation of a GenBank genome assembly